CCUUGAGCAUGUGCAGAGUUCUCCAUAUUGUACUUUUAGCCUCCCAUCACCUUGAAGGGGUUGAGGGUGAAGGGCAGAGUGCACCAACUCUAAAAGCCUUUAAAAAAAAAUGGAGAGAGAAGCUGUCCAGGUGCUGAACUGAGAGACUGAAUUAAAUCAAUUGUGAGUUGGUGCAAAAGUCCUCAGGAUUAGAACUCGCAGCCAUACCUGCCAAAGCUCCCCCACAGUGGGAAAAAAGCCCUGGAGAGAGCUUUCCUUUUGGGAGAGAGAAAAAAAAAGGGGAGGUUCAGGAAGUCUUGGGGUCCUAAAAUAAGAUUAAAACCCUUGCAAAAAGUUGUAGCCGCAACUGCAAACCUUGUUGCAGAAUUUGUAGUUUCCACCCUGUACAAAAUGGGAGCAGGAGGAUGUCGCAAGGAAAAAGGGGAACUGUUUUAAAUAAAUCGAUGGAUGGACAAGAUUUAUCAAUAUUAGAUUCCAGGAAAAAAAAUGGUUUUUCCAUUUGACAAGGACAACCUCUUUCCUCCUUCCUUUCUUCUGGGAUUGCAACCCAUUUUCCCAAAUGUGACCUCCCCCUCCACCCCCAAAAAAAUAUCCAUGACAAUUUUGUUUACAGGCUGAGUAAAAAGGAAAGAACAUGCUUGAGAAUGCACAGAGUUCUGUCUCCUUUGAGGGAAUGGAACCCCCCCAGCACUUCUGUGCAGAAACAUCAUUUCCUUUAGAGAAGAAGGGAUGGGUCACUUAGCAAAAGCUGCAGCCAAACAGAUGCCACCAAUGAAUUUUCAAGCAGCGUAUGAUUUACUUGUAAUCUGGUUUCCGCCGAAUGGGAAUUCUGGGAAUUGCAGUCCCAAUGUAUUUGAGGAACAUCAGAUUGGACAAGCUUGAUUUAGAAGGAGCUGGAGACUGAAACGGCAAACAAAAUCGUUCAGGCAGCAGAGACAAAUGGGAGCUGCCCAGAGUGCUGAUCCUUCCUUGAAAAGGGAAAAAACCCUGACUGCCCAUCUUGUACUACGGUUUCGUUUUGGGAAGGAUUAACCUGGUUUCCUUAACAGAAGCACCAAGUCUUAAUCCAGGCAAACAUGAAGACGCUGCGCCGGAGAGUAUCUCAUUCCAGGAGUGAAAACUCUGACUAUACUGAGAAGGAAAAGGAGAUGAUGGCAGAAGUCGAACUAAGGAAACUGCAGAAACAGUUUCGGAUGAUGGUGGAGAGCCGCAAGUCCCUUGGUUUCAAAACACAGCAACAAUUGUUCCAUCAGGAAAAACACAUCCAUGCCUUGAAACAAGAACACGAUGCGAUUAAUUUGCUGCUGACUCUCACCAAAUCACCCCACCACCUUUUCAUAGAUGACCGGAACUUCAUGGAGCUCAGAUUCCUUCUGCAGACCAAAGACGAAUACGAUGCUCUCAUCAGAGCCACCAAAAAUUUGAUUGCAGAACUUGAUGACAAGAUAGAAGAGGUGGAAAAAAAGAUUAAAACCCAAAAAGUUCUGAUGAUGAAGCUGAGGCAGGAGUAUGAUGGGAAGUGGCUUCAGAAGCAAAUUCACAAACUGGACAACCGGCUCAAUCAUGCUACGGUACAUUUUGACACUAUCUUGACCAGAAAUGCCAUGCUCCGUGAAGAAAUAGAAACCCUGCAGUGCCAGAAGGCGAUUUUUGAAGGCAUCUACUCACGGCUUCACAAGAAGUUUGAGCAGCAAAAGAGGACCAUGAAUGCAUCCAUUGAGCAGUCAACACAAGCCUACGAGCAGAGGGUUGAAGCCCUGGCAAGAAUCUCUGCCAUGAACGAACGGCGGUCCAAGGAUAUUGCCCAGUUCAACAUAGAGUUUCGGGAGCUGGAGCGAAUCUAUAACCACGAAACCAAGCUGAAGGCAUUCAUGCUCAUCAAACUGGUGGACCGCUCUGAAAUUGAGGAACAGGCCAAAAAGGAUGAAGCACUAAAGGCCAAGAAGCGGGCCAAGUCCAAAGGGGAGAGCUUUGAGAGCUACGAGGUGGCCUACAUGCGACUGAUGAAGCUGACGGAAAACGGGGACAUUGGGCAGCUGGUGGAGGACUACCUGGAGAAGGAAGGGAAGAACUUUGCCUACUUCAGCUACGUCACCGAACUGAACAAUGACAUGGAAAGGCUGCAGAAGAGGAUUGAAGAAGUCCAGAACGAAAUCAGCAAUCUGAAAUCCCAGCAGAAGGCAGCUGAAAAUAUAAUUUAUGGCAGUCUGAAAGGCAUGGAGGAAAAGCUGCAGAAGACCACCGAAAAUGCCAAUCUCUAUGCUUACAAUCUGAAAGAGAGCAGCAAAAUCUUGGACCAGCUGAAAUCCGCAGUGGCUUUCCUGUUCAAGCAGAUCGGCUGCGAUGCCACCACGAUCACGCAGCAUCUGGGAGAAACUGGGGAGAUCACGGAUCAGAAUCUGAUGCAGUAUUUCAGCAUUAUCGAAAAGAAAAGCAACGACCUUUUGCUGAUCGAAUCCUUCUUGCGCUACAAGGAAGUCGAAGGGGAGCUGGACACCGUCCCAUUGCUAAAUCCCUUUUUGGGCGGGAGUGCUCUUCUGAACAAAAUCGACACCAUUAAAGUGGCUCCGCCUUCUCUCAGCGUGGAUCCCUUUGCAGACCUGGGCGAGCCUACAGAACCGCUAGACCAUAAAAACCUGCGAGCCAUGGUCUUGGAGAAUCAGGAGAAGGAAAAAGCCAGGUGGAAUUCCGCCCAGGAAAGAGUGGACAGUGGCAGCAAAGAUAAAAAGAAAGUGUCACCAGUAUAGAAGCGGAGAUAGAAACGGGUGGCAGGAUGAGAAACCGUCUUUUUUCAUCAGCUUCUUUCACAUACUUAGUUUCAUGUAUCUACUUUUAUAUAUACAUAUAUAUAUAUACACACACAGUAUAAAAUGGGAUGCCACGAUGGAUUUUCUUUGCAUAGGAUAAAAAAAGUAUUAACAAAGAAA
This is a messenger RNA of Pantherophis guttatus, 2927 nucleotides long. NCBI's taxonomy places the organism in Eukaryota, Metazoa, Chordata, Lepidosauria, Squamata, Colubridae. The record is from RefSeq and is a predicted model, not a curated record.